CGCACCCACUGGUUAACAACGCGUAGGCUUCAACACCGACAGUCGCUCUUUUCAUUCGAUGGCCUGCAGUACCGCUGAGGACCAGCAUACUUUGUACUUUCAUAUAUUUGCACGAAGGCAAUGUAGACAAGUCACCAAGUCACUUUUCCGUAUAUGACACGAUCCGGCGUGAAAAGGUGAACGAACUAUCGCAACCCUCUUCGACAACCUGACAUACCGGAUUGCAACCAGAUCCGACUAAGACCACCAGCAAAGAUUGAAAAAAAUGGCUACCAUGUUACAGGACACGCAAAAUGAAAUAGCAGAUCGUUAUUUGAACUGUACGAUUUGUAUGGAGCGAUACAAAAACGCUAAAAUUCUGCCAUGUUAUCAUUCAUUUUGCGAACCUUGUCUGAUUACAUAUGUUGAUGACGACCCAGUCUUUUCCUGUCCUCUCUGUAAGCAUCAGUGCAAAAUUCCCCCUGGGGGAGUCACUUCAUUUCCGUCUUGUGCGCAAAUCAAUGGGAUCAUCGACAUUAUUGAAAUGCGAGAAAAAGACAGCCAGAGCAGUUGUCCGGAUAAAAAAACAGACUAUUCCAAAUGUGAAAUUUGUCAGAAAUGCAAACAGGAACACAGAUGUGUGGACUGUGCUAGAAACAUUUGCAAAACAUGUGCUAGAGCGCAUGCAAACAUACCCGCCAUUGCAGGCCAUCGUGUGCUUGACCUCGAAGAGUAUGAUAUAGUGAGAGAUGAGAAUGAAAGCCUGGUGCCUCCUGACAUCACGUGUACUGUGCAUGAUGGAAUGCCAUUGGAAUAUUAUUGCACGCAAUGCUCAACACCUGUGUGUAGUGAGUGUAAAGACGAACAUCAUGCAUCACAAGGACACGCAUGUAUUUCAUUAAAGAAACAAGUGGAACAUUUGCAAAUGGAGGAAGUACGUUUAAAAGAAAGUGAAAAUCAAGCUAGGCAAGCACUUUUCAGGUUAAAGCAUCUGUCUGAAGAUCAGAAACACCUGAUUGCACAACAGAAGACGAGAACAUGUAUGGAAAUUACCAAGAAAUUGGAUGACGAGGAGCAAUCUCUCUUAGAUGAUUUCAACACAAAAUGUAAGCUGGCUGAGACUGAUGCUAAAAUGAAAAUAACAGACCUGCAAUCAGAAUAUAAACAUUUAAAAUCACGUAGACGAGCAAUCGAGGGGUUGUUACAAUCAGGAGAUAAACCAAUAAUGACGGACAAUUUCAAUUAUCAACGUAGAGUACAGAAAAUCUUUGAAGAUGAAGAAGAUACAGAAAACCAGCUUCCCUAUUUUACAUUGGGUGGUGUGAUGCUGACUGGUCAUUUGGGAGUUGUCAGCUACAACGAUUUGCAAACUGACUUGGGCGAGGAAACAUGUGUAGAUCCCGGGGAACUGCAUUUAGACACUGAGUUGCUACCAGAACUAAUCAAGGCAGACGAAACGGUCCAUAUAUAUAUUACAGAGGCGAAGCAUAACAAGGGAAGGGUUGUAGUUUUGAAGAGCAUGAAAGCCGAAGUGAUUGAAUUAUCCGACUACAACAUUACGAAAAUGAAAAUAAGUAGCUCAUUUGAGACAAACGGCGAACACAGAAGAUUAACUGGCGAGUUCAAAUGUAGCUCUGAAGGCAGGCAUCGACUGUCUGUGACCUUAGCUGGACGUCACAUCCAGGGCUCACCUCAUUGCAUUGAUGUCCAUCCACGGUGGAGACAAACGGACCAAAUCAACAUCGUAGAUGACGUCAAUGUAGGUAGUGUAAACAUCGAUUACCAAGGUAACAUUGUAAUUACCGACCCCCGGAAUCAUAAAAUUGUUAUUUUAGACCGAAAAGGCGUGUAUAAAGAAGAUAUCCAACUGGUUGGAUUUGACAAACCGUUCUCGCCCAUUGAAGUGGCAGUUACUAAGCAUAAUUCAUACAUUAUAAUUGAUGAUAGCAACCACCAAGUUGUUGUCUGUGACACCAGAGUCAGGUACUUUGGCCAGGAUAAGCUGCACAACCCAAGUGCGAUUGCAUUAAACGAGAACAAGGGAUUCAUUUAUGUAGCUGAUCAAAGAAACAUGGAAAUAUUUGCAUAUGCAAAUGACGAUCACAUCAAGUCGGUUGUAGUAUCAGAUGACCAAUCGAGUCACAUCAAAUCCCUGACUGUCAACAAUAAAGGGAAUGUGCUCGUUCACUACGGCGAGUCUCUGCGCACUUUUAGUCCAGAAGGCAACCAUAUUUUGAUGCUUAACCUCAACGAAUCGUACAACUCUAUCGCAAUAGAUAGGCAUAAUAAUAUCUACGCAAGUGAUCGGAAUUGUCUGCGGAAGCUGAACUCUGAUGGAAAGAUACUGUGUGAUAUAUACCGGGGUACGACAUUUAGACCUCAUCGUGUCACUGUGUCACGUGACGAUCCGUGCAAGGUGUUUGUUACUGAUUGGGUCAUGUGGUCGUCAGUGAUUGUAUUCGAAUAACUGGCAAUGUAUAAUAAUCACAAUGUGUAAUUGGUAAACGCUAUGUUAACCACAAAAGCUGAUUUACCUGACUUUCACACCCAAUUGUUCAAAUGGAAAAUUAUAUCUCUCGGAACAAAAAGUGAUGACAUUGCAUGUGUUCAUUAUGCACAGUAAAAAAUUACACAUCAGCUACAAAUAAUAUACGACUAAGUAAAAUAUAUAAUAAUUGGUCACAUUUGCGUGACGUUAAAGUGCGCCGCACACGGUAGAUUAUGGAAUGUUUUUUUUUUUCAGUUUCAGAGGAUUUUUGACCUUUAAUGUGCAUUCCAACAGAUAAUUGAUAAACUUUAGACUUACCAGAAGUUCAUGCUCAUUUUAGGGUGAAUACACAAAUAACAAAAUGUUUAUAUCGUUUGUAUUUAUUAGUCUCUA
Saccoglossus kowalevskii is the source of this 2860-nucleotide messenger RNA. Its product is annotated as E3 ubiquitin-protein ligase TRIM56-like. Gene Ontology annotation, biological process: positive regulation of type I interferon-mediated signaling pathway; innate immune response. Gene Ontology annotation, molecular function: ubiquitin protein ligase activity; zinc ion binding. The record is from RefSeq and is a predicted model, not a curated record. Gene Ontology annotation, cellular component: nucleoplasm. NCBI's taxonomy places the organism in Eukaryota, Metazoa, Hemichordata, Enteropneusta, Harrimaniidae.